AUGGCUGAGAUUCAAUUGUUUAAGACCAGAAUCACGAAUGCAUGCAAGCUGAUCCGUUCAAGCGAGUCAGAUCUCAAGCUUUUAGACAACCCGUUCAUAUUCCCAACUCAAAAGGAGGUAUGCGAGGUGUAUAUAAGAGAAAAGACAGCACAGCUAAACCACUUGAUAACAACGAUCACUAAGGCGAAGCAGCUCCACGAUACCUGUCUUGACAAAGCGAUCGAAACAAUUAGUUCACGAUCGGAGCAGAAGGAUCGAGAAAAGCUGAUGCUCGAGCUUAACAACCACAUGGAGCUCGAAUCAAAUGGUCUGGAAAUCACAAUAAUACAAUGGCUGAGCAAGAUCGACUUCAGAAAGGAAGAGUUGAUGCAGCAAGCUUCAUUCAUAGCGGAAGCCAUUAGCAUUGCCAACCAGGCUGGUAGCAGUCAGAACAAUUCUCACAGCGGAGGUGACACUGUCAAUCCAUACGACCGCAACAUACGAGUUCGACGCCCUCUGCUCGAAGUCCCAACCUUUUCUGGAGACUUCAGGGAGUUCAAUACCUUCUGGUCAGUCUUCGAGUCCCUCAUACACAAAGAUACGGACUUGAGUGACCAAGAAAAAUUCCUUUUUCUGAAACAAGCACUAAAAGGAAAGGCAGCUGCUUCAAUCAACAGCAUUCCAGUCAUUGGUGACAAAUACAGCGUCGCUCUGAAUAUACUUAAGAAACAGUUCGAUAGAUCAUCAGGCAUAGCGGACAUCUUAAUAAACGAGAUUGAGCAUCUGCCUAGGGCACAAGAAAACUCGAGAAGUUGCCGCGAUACACUCAAUGCCAUAUCUUCUCGAAUCGUGCACCUGGAGCAAACUGGAAUGCCAAUGAACGCAGACAGAGUAUGGCGACGCCUUAUUCUCUCAAAAUUCACAGAGAAUAUCUGUAGCCAAGUAAUCAAGAAAGAAAACGAAGGUGGCACAGGAUUCGAAGUGAAGAAUAUUCUUGACGCCGUUGAUGAAAUUAUAACUCUUCAAGAAACUACCGAGCUAACAACAAAGACGCUUGUUCGGUACUCAAACCACGCAAGCCAUGCAGAACAACGCCAGAGGACAUAA
This is a messenger RNA of Ostertagia ostertagi, 1086 nucleotides long. NCBI's taxonomy places the organism in Eukaryota, Metazoa, Nematoda, Chromadorea, Rhabditida, Trichostrongylidae. The record is from the annotation of a GenBank genome assembly.